Messenger RNA from Closterium sp. Yama58-4, 5070 nucleotides. Lineage: Eukaryota; Viridiplantae; Streptophyta; Zygnematophyceae; Desmidiales; Closteriaceae. The record is from the annotation of a GenBank genome assembly.
AUGGCUAGUCCUCCCGUUCUAGCUUUCGAUGCCGAGGGCCGUCCGGUGAAGUUCGAAACCUGGCUAGAUGACCUGCACCUGUUCCUACAGCUCACUGCCAAGGAAGAUAUCUCACUGUACGACCACGCCCUAGGCCAUGCCACUGCCCCUGACUCGACUGCUGACAGCACUCUGCGUUCCCAGUGGCAGACCCGUGAUGCGCAUGCUCGCUUUGCUAUUCGCAACUCCCUGCCGCUAGACGAGCGCGAGCACUUCGGCCAGUGCAAGACUGCUAAGGACCUCUACACGGCUGUAGUGGCCCGCUACUCCUCACCCGCUUCUGCCACGCUAGGCCGCCUCACUCUCCCCUACCUGUUCCCCGACCUAGCCUCCUUUCACACUGUCGCAGACCUCAUCACCCACCUUAAGACUAGUGAGGCCCGCUUUCGCGCUGCUAUGCCUGCCGAGUUUCUCACUAGCAACCCCCCCCCACUCUGGAUCACUCUCUACCACAUCGUCACCCGCCUCCCUGACUCUCUGCGCGCAGUCAGGGACCACUUCCUCUCUCGCUCCCCCACUAAGCUCACCAUUGCCCUCCUCGAGAAGGAACUGCUUGCAGCUGAGGCGAGCAUCGUCGCUGUAGGCACCUCUCGUGGCGACCCCCGCACCCCGUUCUUUGAGGGGUGUUCCCCUUCCCCCCUCCUCCCCUCUGUCGCCUCUGCUGCUGCUGUCGACCUUCUUGGUGCUGAGAAGGUCGGGACCGCGUCUGCUUCGAGCGGGCGCCGCAGGAACAAGGGGGGCAGGGGUGGGGGUGGCGGCGGAGGAGGUGGGGGUGGAGGCGGUGGGAGUGGAGGCGCGGCUGGGGAGACUAGUGGCGGCAGUGGGGGAGGAGACAGCAGCGGUGGGAGUGGUGGUGGAGGCGGCAGCGGAGGCGGAGGUGGUCGUGGCGGCGGCAGGGGUGGAGGUGGCCGGGGCGGCGGCGGUGGGGGUGGUGGUCGUGGAGGCACUGGCGGAGGGCAGAGUCAGCAGCCCGCCCCGACGCUUCAGGCCGCCCGUGAGUGGUAUGCGCAGCGUAGCUUUACCUGCACGUACGUCAUUCGCACAGGUGACCGCAGCGGCCAGCAGUGUGGGAGGCCGCACCCUACGCAGCGCUGCUUCGCGCGCCUUAACGACGCGUGGCGCACUCAGUUUCCUGCUGCCACUGAGCUGCCGCGCUGGGCUGAUCUGGAAAAGAGGGGUGUUGAUAUUUGGGCUUUAGACUUUGAUGCUAUUCUCACUGCCAUGUAUGCGAUGUCUAUUAGUGGAGAGGGUACUCAGUACUUGCGUGUUCCGCCCGACCCGGGCAUUCAGGCCAGUCCGGCUGCCGCUCUAGGUGCUAGUGCGUCUGCUCCCACAGGUCCUGGUGAGGCUGCAGCCCUAGGUGCUCGUGCGUCCGUGCCCCCUGGUACUGAGUCGACUGCAGCACUGCACACCUUCACACUGGACUCAGGUGCUUCUCGCUCCUUCUUUCGUGACCGCACUGUCCUUGAGCCACUUGCUCGGCCAGUUGCUGUCUCCCUUGCUGACCCCUCUGGGGGUCCGGUCAUUGCGACCUCCUCCACUGUCCUUCCUUGUCCGGCGGUCCCGUCCGGCACGCUGUCAGGUCUCUACCUCCCCUCGUUCUCUACGAACUUGGUGGCAGGUAGUGCGCUCCAGGACGGGGGUGUCCACCAGUUCACCCCUGCCUACGAGCGCGUGACACACUGCACGUAUGCUCGGACGGGUCGCCACCUGGCUACCUUCACUCGGGAGCCGGGGUCGGACCUUUACACACUGACCACUAAGUCCCCUCAGGUAGCUGCGUCCGCGUCUGCGUCUGCGUCAGGUCAGCUGUCCGCCCCCUGCUCGUGUCGCUCUCUGGCGCAUGAGACUGUCCUUUGGCACCACCGCCUUGGUCACCCGUCUGUGCAGGGACUUCGGGCCAUGCACAAACGGGACCUUGUUGCUGGUCUUCCCAGGGUACUCCCUCCCCUUCCAGACUCGCCUGCUCCUCCCUGUAUUCCCUGUGUCGAGGGGCGGCAGCGCGCCGCUCCUCACUCCUCCUCCUUUCCCCCGACGACUGCUCCUUUGCAGACGCUCCACUUGGACGUGUGGGGCCCAGCCCGCGUCCGUGGCCAGGGUCAGGAGAGGUACUUCCUGAUUGUUGUUGACGACUUCUCGCGCUUCACCACGGUCUUCCCCUUGCGCGCCAAGGGUGACGUCCCUGAUGUAUUGAUCCCCUGGAUCCGCAGAUCUCGUCUCCAGCUCCGUGAGCGUUUCCGCUCCGACUUCCCUGUCCUGCGUCUGCACUCUGACAGAGGUGGGGAGUUUUCCUCUGGCCUCUUGGAGACCUUCUGUCAGCAGGAGGGCAUUGAGCAGUCGUACACGCUUCCGGCCUCUCCACAGCAGAAUGGGGUUGCUGAGCGCCGCAUUGGUCUGGUCAUGGAGGUCGCUCGUACCUCCUUGAGCCAUGCGGCUGCCCCCCAUUUUCUGUGGCCGUUUGCAGUCCGAUACGCUGCGCAUCAGCUCAACCUCUGGCCCCGUGUCUCCUUGCCCGAGACCUCGCCGACACUGCGUUGGACGGGAGAGGCUGGCGAUGCGUCGCGUUUUCGGGUCUGGGGAUCCCGAGCUUUUGUCCGCGACACGUCCGCGGACAAGCUCUCCCGUCGCGCUGUCCCCUGCGUCUUCCUUGGCUUUGUCCCGGACACCCCUGGCUGGCAGUUCUACCACCCCACCUCGCGUCGUGUCCUGGCCUCUCAGGACGUCACUUUUGACGAGUCCGUCCCCUACUACCGCCUCUUCCCCUACCGCACUGCCCCGCUCCCCCCCCCGCCUCUCUUCCUCGCUCCAGGUGCUGAGGUACCAGACCCCCUCCCCCCUCAGGGUGCCGCUCCCUCAGGUGUGUCCCAGGUAGACCCGGGUGAGCCUGUCGAGGUAGCUGUUGACUCUCGUCCUGCUAGGGGUGCUGAGCCUGGGGGUGCUGCGUCUGGGGGUGCUGAGCCCGGGGGUGCUGCGUCUGGGGGUGCUGAGCCUGGGAGUGCUGAGUCUGGGGGUGCGGAGCCUGGGGGUGCUGAGCCAGGAGGUGAAGAGCCUGGAGGUGCGGAGCCUGGAGGUGCUGAGCCUGGGGGUGCUGAGUCUGGGGGUGCUGAGCCUGAGCGUGCUACGCCUGGAGGAGCCCUCUCCUCCCAGCAGCUGCAGGAGAGGUACCUCGAGUACUGCCGCCUCCGGAGAGGUGCUGCUGGAGCUCGUCCCGGUACUUCCCCUCCUACCCAGGAGCUCCCCCCCAUUCAGCAGAUCCGCGAGUGGUACACACGGCGCUGCAGUCUUCGGAGUGGUGCUCCUGGUGCUGCGGACCCUCGGGGUGGCGCUGCUGCUGGUGCUGAGGACCCGGCCGUUGGAGCUGCUGCUGGUGCUGCGGACCCGCCUGGUGGAGCUGCUGCUGGUGCUGAGGACUCGGACGGUGGAGCUGCUACUGGAGCUGAGGACCCGAGCGGUGGCGCUGCUGCUGCUGCUGAGGACCCGGGCGUUGGAGCUACUACUGGUGCUGAGGACCCAGCCGGUGGAGCUGCUGCUGGUGCUGUGGACCCGGACGUUGGAGCUCCUACUGGUACUGGUGCUGCUUUGCCCCGUCUCGUGUCCUUGCUAGUUGCCCCUGAGGGAGACCCGGAUGCACCAGACAUCCCGACCCCGCGCACUUACGCUGAGGCGAUGGCGGGUCCCUACUCCUCUCAGUGGCAGACAGCCAUGGACGCCGAGAUGGCUUCCUGGAAGUCCACACGCACCUACGUUGACGAGGUUCCCCCUCCUGGGGCGAACAUCGUCAGUGGCAUGUGGAUUUUCAGGGUGAAGCGGCCGCCGGGUUCUCCGCUUGUCUUCAAGGCGCGUUACGUGGCUCGAGGCUUCAGUCAGCGAGAGGGAGUUGACUUCUUCCAGACCUUCUCCCCCACCCCGAAUAUGACCACUCUUCGGGUGCUGCUGCACAUAGCCGCUCACCGCGACUACGAGCUUCACUCACUUGACUUCAGCACUGCUUUCUUGCAGGGCAGCCUGCACGAGGAGAUCUGGCUGCGCCGCCCACCUGGCUUCACUGGGUCGUUUCCUCCUGGUACCCAGUGGAGGCUUCAGCGGCCGGUCUACGGUCUCCGCCAGGCUCCGCGUGAGUGGCACGACACACUGAGGACUACACUUGCGGCUCUUGGGUUCGCGCCUUCUACAGCUGACCCGUCGCUGUUCCUGCGCACCGACACUUCGCUGCCGCCGUUCUACAUCCUCGUGUACGUCGACGACUUGGUCUUUGCCACUGCUGACACUGCAGGACUCGCCUACGUGAAGUCGGAGCUGCAGAGGAGACACACGUGCACAGACCUGGAGCCGAGUGGCCCGUAUCCAGAGCUUGUGGGCUGCCUCAUGUACCUGAUGACCUGCACUCGACCUGACCUUGCAUACCCUCUUAGCAUCCUUGCACGCUAUGUCGCUCCUGGCCGUCACAGGAAGGAGCACAUGGAUGCCGCUAAGAGGGUGUUGCGCUACUUGUGCAGUACGUCGGGCAUGGGGCUUGUGCUUGGAGGGCGAGACCGAGUUGUUCUCACAGGGCACUCAGACGCUUCUUGGGCAGACGACCAGGCCACUCAGCGGUCGUCUCAGGGUUACACCUUCAGCCUUGGCUCUGGCUCAGUUUCUUGGCGCUCUACACGCUCUUCUUCUGUUCUCGGCUCCAGUUGCGAGGCUGAGAUCUACGCUACAGCCAUGGCUGCCCAGGAGCUACGCUGGCUGACCUACCUGCUGACCGACCUCGGAGAGCGGCCUCGUUCUCCUCCAGUACUGUACGUCGACAACAAGGCUGCCAUUGCCUUGUGUGAGGAGCACAGACUGGAGCACAGAACGAAGCACAUCGCCCUGCGGUACUUCCUUGCUCGAGAGCUGCAGCAGCGCGGUCAGCUUUGUAUUCGCUACGUGGCCACUGAGGCCAACACUGCUGAUGUGUUCACCAAGGCGCUUCAGCCUCGUGACCAUCAGCGCUUCUGCACUCUACUAGGCCUUGUGCCUACUGGACCUCACUUGCUUACCUCUUGA